This is a messenger RNA of Geodia barretti, 2652 nucleotides long. The record is from the annotation of a GenBank genome assembly. Lineage: Eukaryota; Metazoa; Porifera; Demospongiae; Tetractinellida; Geodiidae.
UCUAGAGUUUUCUGUGACAAGAACAAAGUCACACUCACAUAAAUUUACAACAGCUACUAAUCUAGUUUCACGCAAACAACUAGUAAAAUGGAUUAAUUGAGUAAGGAUACUUUCCUGACCUCUAGCUACACUUAUAUAGCAGUGGGUACCAGAGAUCUCACCUGGUCUACGUUCUCUAUACUGAGGACCCGAGCCAUACCGAGUGACGAGCUGCCUGCUACUCUUGGGAGACCUCCGAGUCUUCUGAGACCAACCAGUCCACCACUACAUGACGCCAGGAGCAGGCGCAUCAGAGGAGUUUAGAACUGCAGAGUAGCGAGACUGCAAGCGCGGCGGAACACGCGCACAUCAAAUUCACUGCGCAUGGGGUUAAUUGUUAGAGUUUGGUUGCUAAGCGACGUUGCCAUAGAAAGCGGCCUGAGGCAGGUGAGCAUGAAGAAGAGAGAGAAGUCACCGUGUCAAGUGGAGUUCUCCGAGGAGAGAGUUGAACUGGUGAACGACGGCUGCCAGCAACAGAGGCACACCUACCAGCUGCAGAACCGCGGCCCAGGCUCCGUGAGGGUACGGGCGGCCAUCGGAGCCGACAGCGACCCUGUGUUUGUUCUGCUGAGUGGCGGCGAGGAGAAGUACGUGGCUCCAGGUCUGAAGCUGCCCGUGGUCCUCCAGUACUCUCCUAAGGGAGAUGAUGAGGCCUGCCAUCAUCGUGGCAGUCUGGAGGUGUUUGUCAACUCCAGUCUCUCUCUCACCAUUCCCAUCUCUGCUGUUCCUCGGAGUCCCAGACUCCACCUGAGUGAGGAGGUGGUGGACGUGGGGUGUCUGGUGACAGAGAACCAGAUCCACACCACCUCCUUCUCCCUCUCCAACCUCGGGACUUGCGAGGGAGACUUCUUCAUCGACACCUCUCCUCUCCCUGGCUGGAUCUCCCUCCAGCCCACCACUGGCCACCUACUGCCUCUACAGUCGACUAGAAUACAGAUGGAGAUUUUGUGUAAGGAAGAAAUUGAAUUCUCCUAUACUCUCAGACAAGUCAUUCUGUUCAACGAGAGUCCAGUGUCCACUGACUACCUGUGUCUCCUGGACAAGAGAGCCCGAGGGAGUGAGGUGGGCGGGACAGAGGGUGUGGCCAUGGCCCUCACAGAGGGAGGUCCCGGCCAGGGGAGGUGGAGGGAACAGGGCUCCACUCCUCCUCACGAGUCUAUCGUAUCUGUCCUUCCUUCUCAGGGUACUCUGUUGCCUUAUGAGAAGAGGAAAUUGGAGCUGACCUUUGCACCCAGGUUCGUUUCCUCCGAAAGUGGGUGGAGCCAUUUCCAAGCCACACCCACCAGACGUGACUACACACUCUACCUUCGCUUCCUUGCUGUUGACACCAACAGAGAGUCAACAGCUUCUGGAGGUGACCUUGAGGUGGCAGUGUGUGCAACUGCUCUACCGGUGGACGUGCAGCUGGAGCCCAGCCCUCCACUACAGUUUGGAGCCACUCCCACCAUGUCCCCCACCACCCAGCAUGUCAAGGGGCAAGUGAACACCCAAGCAGUGUUUGUUCUGCCUACACAACAAGUCAGACACACUCCUCUCUACUUCACCACGCACGUGUCCCUCACUACACCUUGUCACCCUCCGACUCCGGGGCACACCCACCCUCACACACCCUCCGCCCCUCUCCCUCACCUUCACCCCAACAGCAGCUCGGGUCCACUCAAUGCCAGCAAUGUGAUAGUCAUCGACCAUUAUGACCUCAGACUCCAGACCACUUAUGCGCCAGCACUCCCUAUACGUGGACCCACCGCUACACUUACCGUGGACAGAGAGACAUGCUACAGUGACCGGCAGAGAGACGCGAGAUCCAGUGGCACAGAGACCACUACCUUCACUACCUCAGACACUCUCAGGCUCUCCGACUGUGGAACAGGAGAGAAAGGAGCCAUGGUGUCUUCGGGUGCCUGUAAAUUUUCCAAGAGUACUGUGCGCAUAUUAUGUGAGGGUGUUACAUAUACAGGAGCUCUGGUAACAGCAGCCUGUGGACCAGAGAGGGAGCUGGGGCUGCUUCCUCUGAAAGCUCCCUCCAACUCCCCCACUGUCUCCAGUGAUAGUUCUGCCAGGUGGAGGAAGAAGAGGAGAGGAAGAGGUGCUGGUAAACCUGGGAUCAUGACUACUGAUGAUGUCACCACUGCCACCUCUGUAGACCUGAGGGAGGUUGAGCAGUGUUCAACUACUGCUGAGAGUCAACAAGCGGCCAGUGAAGUCAAUGCUGCCCUUUCUCCGUAUCAGCUCUCUCUUAUCACAAUAUCCCCAGGAGUUCUGGACUAUGGUGUGAUUGCAGUCAGUUCAGUGGUGGAGAAGACUGUAACCAUAAAGAACAGCUUGAACCAACACAUCUGUUUCACUUUCAAGCUUGCUGGGUCAGGAGUGAAGAGUCCACUGUUCCCUUCAUCUUCAUCCUCCUCCUCCUCUUCCUCUCAUCUCGUCCUCCCUCCUCUGUCUUACACCAAUCUCCCCUUCACCGUUCAUCGUGACACAACUGGUCUCCUUGAAAGGUGUGUGGAAUGUCUUGUGAAUACCCGACAUGUGGUUCGACUGCCGGUCCGUGUGGAGACAGUACCCCUCUCCCUCUCCCUCUCCACCAACACCCUCACCCUCUCACAACCUCCCGUU